This is a messenger RNA of Podarcis lilfordi (Lilford's wall lizard), 32274 nucleotides long. The record is from the annotation of a GenBank genome assembly. Lineage: Eukaryota; Metazoa; Chordata; Lepidosauria; Squamata; Lacertidae.
GAGCCCCGGCGCUUCUCCGAGGAGACAUGGAGUAUUGCGGGAACCGGGCUGCGGGCGAGCAGCAGCAGCAGCCGCAGCCGCAGCGGCGGUUCACCAUUACUGAUCUCAAACACCAGGCUGCGGAGUAUUACCGCAGCAACGAAGUGCCGCAGCGGCUGGAGGAGGUGCUCAACGCCAUGUUCUACCAGCGCCCAGAGGACUUCUACGGGCACCUGGUAAGCCGGACCCCUGUGUAACGGCACCCCCACUUGCGCAUGCGCCUUUGGCCCAAACCGGAGGAUGGUGCGAUGUGUGCCUGGUGCGCACGCGCACCGGGAGUAGGGGGGGCGGCGGGAGACGCCUUAGGUGUGGGACCGGCUUUGUGGGAGUGCAGAACUCCCAGUGACCUUAAUGCAGGUCGUGUGUUCCUGGUGUGUGCAUCUGCAUGGUAGUAUUUUGGCCCUUUACAGGGCGAGCUUCUCCAUGAUAUUUCCGAGGCAAGUCCCACUGAGCUCCUGUGUGUCCCCAUUCAAUCCAACGAGAGUUACUCCUAGCUAAGUGGGUAUAUAGUGGCUGCAAAUUUACUGCUUAAGUAAACAACAACCGAGAGCCUUGACAGCACCUUAAACACCAAAAUAUUUAUUUUAUGGGUUGAAAUCUGCAUCAUCAUAUGUGAAGAGUGCACUCUGGUACAUGAAAACCCGUGCCAUAAUAAAUUUGUUUGCAGAGCAAUCCUGUGCAGGUCAACAUAGAAGUAAAUUGGGCAGGGAAUGGUUAGCAUAUGCUAACAUUGCUACAUAUCAGUAUAAUUUGUACUGUCAUCUGCAUUAUGAUGAGCAAGGCACACUUAGGAGGAAGAAGGGUUCUCAUCCUGUACAAUUUGCAAGUCUAUUGUAAAGAGGACUUUCAUGAGAUUCAUGCCACAUGACUGUAUACUGGUAGGUUGGCAGAGUAUACUUACAUGCUGUAUAAUCUUAUGAAUUUCCUCUGAACAAUAUACUGUAGCAUAUACAGUAAAUGUCAUGAUCUGCCUUUGUUUCCCAUUGGUAAAAUGGUAAUCUUAUGACAUAAUCUCAGUGUUAAUUCGGAUAGUAAUAAAACAAGGGUUAUAAUGCACUAAGCCCACUAGAAAAUGUGAUUUAAAUGAUUGGUGAUAAAAGAGGGAAUUAGAAAAUGCGAACAUACUUUUUAUGAUACCAUAUGUCAUCGGAAGCAGAAAUAAGUAUUAUAUGUCAUAGCAAGCUCACAUUUGGGCAGGCUACCAAGACCUGCCAAAAUUUGUGGACCUCUACCUCUGAAAUUCAGCCAUCAGUACAAAACAUCAUAGUGCCUUUUGGAGUGCUUCCUGAUCGAUCAUUUCUCCUGAUUGCCAGGCAGCAUGCCCUAUACUAGCGUGUGUCAGGGAAAAUGCUGGUCCCUGUAUUAAUUCCUGCUAGUCCAAAGGGCAGGCUAGGAUCCUGCAGAAUCAAUGUCAGUGGCACAAUCCAAGAAUUUAUUGUGAUCCAUCCUUGACUUCAUCGCAGAUGAACUGGUAUCAUUACAGUUUACCAUACUCCAGAAGUUUUAGUGAAAGCCAAGAGGGUACCAUUAGGAUUUUAAAAAGAAAGGAGAUAAUAUUGUUGGUAAUAGGUAUGAUCCCAAGCCAUGGGUGCAGGAACUACUAAAUGAGCAGUCUGAUAAAUGUCAGGGGAAAGUUUCACUGCAGACGACUGUGUACUAGGAGAAUAGAAAUCUCAUUUUAAAUAUAUGGGAAAUAAUUGCUAUAAUUGUUAUCUUCCAGGCAAACUACUUCUCUGAAUUAUCAAAGCCUCCAGUGAUAACCAAAUUAGUUGGGAAAAAGGUGCUUGAUGGGAUUGGUCGGCCAACGUUAGAAGUGGAAGUGUCAUGCCGAGUUAGGAACUGUGUCAAGGUAUGAACUGUUAUGUGCUUAAUUCUCUAUUUGAUCCAGAGAUAUCUGACUGCCAGACUGAGGGCUGUCUGCAAAUAACAUUGUCCGUGAGCUUAUAUGGACACUGGUCAACCCCUGCCAAUUUUUGUCUCAAUAUGAUGAAACCAAAAGGCCCAAAGUAGGUUUGAUGUUAAAAUGUGUCAAGGCAUUUAACAUAUCUAGGUGUUUUCCCCCUUAACUAGCUGCUGUGUGUUAUGUGUGUGUCAGGAUUGGGACCAUGGUGCUUGGAGAAGGGUUUCCAAUACUUCUUUUUUUCCUUGAUGAAAAUCCCCCCUCAUGCUAUUAAUGUGAACAGAAUCUAAUGAAUGUGUCUUGGGCUGGUAGCAAUUUUGGUGGAGCGUUUCUUCAGGACUACUGCAUGGUAGAAAGUGGUAAUGUUUCUUUUGCCUGUGCACCAUGAUCCUGAGUGUAAAAAAAGUUUAGGGGCAAAUUAGACAUCAUACCCUUUUGAAAUUUGGAAGGGUCUUGUCUGCUGUGACUUUUUAUAAAAUGUCUUCACUAGGGUUGAGGGAUAAGGAUAAGGAUGAGACACCCAACAGUGAAGUCUACACAGGGCUGGCCCAAGGCAUUUUGCUGCCUGAGGUGAACCAGAAAAUGGCACCCCCCUGGGAAUUGUGGUUUGUUAAGAGUGCUGGGUUAGGGCAUGGGCAGGGAAUAUUAGGCUCAGAGACCAAAUGCAGCCCUCUAGGCCUUUCUGUUGAGGUCCAGGCCAGUCCUCUUCAGUCCUGCUUUGCAUCCUCUUUGAGGUUUUUUUAUUUGUUUCUUUUGUUAACUGAAAUGUCUUUCUGGAUGGAGAGAAGGUACUGUGGUUGUGGGAUAGGGCUCAUCUCACCCCCCUCAAAACCCACUGCCUCUUUCCAUUCUGCUGGCUGACCUCUGUCUUGCCUUUGAACCAUGGCUUACUGGAAACCGUGGCUGCUCUCUUGCAAAGCUGGGAGCUUGUCCAUCAGGAGGCAGCUGCGCAUGCAGCAUGCCACUUGAGCAGGACUCUGUGGGUUAGUGGCUUGAUAGAUUUACGGAAAAGACGAUGUUGUGAAAUGGGGAGGAGAAGUGCUGUGGUGAAGCAAGGGGGACUAAAUGCAGAUGGAUAACAGGGGUGGGAGGAGAGAGAAACAGGAAUGUCGGAAACAAGGGAGGGUGAACUAGAGAAGGAAAGAGUAGGGAAGGAGAGGGAAAGUAAAGAAGCCAGAAAACAAGUAUGAUCUGGAGAAUGAAAGUGCGGGGGUAGGGUGGGAGAAUUUUCUGCAUUCCUGAAGAAAUUGCUCCAUGGAGGAAGCAGGGAGGUGUGGCCUGUACCUAGAUGCAAAUUUGCCACCCCUCACAGAGUGCCACUUGAGAUCAUGGGAGGGGUAGCCCCAAGUUUACACUUCCAUGAGUACAUAUCUCUCACUUGGGUAACAGAAAUGGCAUGAGUGGAAGGACAGAAGACACCCAGUGUUUCUGUGUAUUUGCUCUUCAAAAAUGUAUAUUAAGGUGUAUUCAAUAUUAAGGUAUAUUCAAUAGAGAAUCAAAGGAUAAAUAACUGUUAGAUGGAUUUGUAGCUGGUUGAUUGACCGAACCCAAAGAGUACUCAUUAAUGGUUCCUCGUCACCCUGGAAAAAAGUGACAAGUGGGGUGCCGCAGGGUUCUGUCUUGGGCCCGUUGUUGUUCAGCGUCCUUAUAAACAACUGAUGAAGAAAUUGGGUGGGGGGAAGAAUCAUAGGCAUAGCCAAGGGGGGGCAGCUGCCCCCUAUAAUCCUCAAAAAUUAUUGAAAAGCAUAAAAAAAUACUUAAUUAACUGCCCCCUAACAAAAGCUUGCCCCCUGUAAUGCCCUCUUUUAGGGGGAAUUUUAGCCGUGAUCUCACCAAAAAAGCUCAACAACUUUUUGGGACCCCCAUAACAAAAAACGUGGCUACGCCCAUGAGGGGGAUGCUAAUCAAGUCUGCAGAUGACACCAAACCGGGAGGGGUAGCUAAUGCCACAGAAGACAGAAUCAGGAUUCAAAAUGACUUUAACAGAUUGGAGAACUGGGUCUAAACUAACAAAAUGAAUUUUAGUAGGGACAAAUGUAAGGUUCUGCACUUAGCCAGAAAGAACCAAUGCACAAAUAUAAGAUGGGGGACACUUGGCUUACUAGUAGUACAUGUGAAAAGGAUCUUGGGGUCUUAGUGGACCACCACCAAUAGUGUGAUGCAGCAAUAGAAGUAUAGUAUCCAGAUCAAGGGAAGUAAUAGUACUAUUCUCUUCUGCCUUGGUCACACCACACCUAGAAUUCUGGGCACCACAAGGGAUAUUGACAAGCUGGAACAUGUGUAGAGGAAGGUAACUAAUAUGAUCAAGUGCCUGGAAACCAAGCCUUAUGAGGAAUGGUUGAAGGAGCUGGGUAUGUUUAGCUGGAAAAGAGGAGAGUGAGAGAAGAUAUGAUAGCCAUCUUCAAAUAUCUAAAGAGCUGUCACAUGGAAGAUAGAGCAAGCUUGUUUUCUCAUGCUCUGGAUUGUAGGACUCGAACCAAUGGCUUCAAAUUACAAUAAAGGAGAUUCCACCUUAACAUCAGGAAGAGCUGUUUGACAGUAGGAGCUGUUUGACAGUGGAGCGGUCUCCCUUGGGAGGUUGUGAACUCUCCUUCAUUGGAGGUUUCUAAGCAGAGGUUGGAUGUCUAUGGAUGCUUUAGUUGAGAUUCCUGUAUUGCAGGGGGUUGGACUAGAUGACCAUUGGGGUCCCUUCCAACUUUACGAUUUUCUAAUAAUAUAACCUAGAGGCAUUUGCAUUAUUCAGAAGUUCAUAUAAACAGUGUAGUUUACAUGGUCAAAGAAGCAUAUGGACUAAACAAAAUUGAAAUGAAAGGAGCUGUGAAGAAUUCUACUCUAGCAAUAAAAUUCUUUUAAAUACCUUUCAAAAGAUUUGACAUGGAGUUUAUAACAUUCGACAGUGAAAGUGAUAACCCUCUCCAUACAUCAAAAAUAAAGCUUAAAUAAACCUUUAGCACAAAAUGAUUUCAAUGUAGUGUUUAUUAUGUGAAAUUUCAAUGAUGAAUCUAUUUUUAAAUACUGUUCUGCAGAGGAUUUGUUCCAGCAUGAUCUCUUCUCAUGCUGAAAUUCUUGAAAAUGCUUCACCAGAAGCAAUUGAUGCUGAUGAAAGGGAAAGAGAGGAAUCUAUAAAGAUAGCAAUUGAAUGGAUAAAUGAAUCACUGAAUGAAAUGUUCAUAGGCCUUCAACCUACUGACCAGCAUAAAGCUGAUGAACUUCUAGGGUAAGUUUCACAUAUUUAUUCUGCAUGUUAUAUAGCAAUUCAUUUCUUUUGAAAAUCCAUUAUGUUGCACUUACAAGACUGUAAUUCAGGCUGCAAUUCUAUACUUGAGAGUAAGCCCUUUUGGACUCAGUGGGACUUACUUUUGAGCAGACUUGUAUUGGAUUGUACUUGUGCUUACCAGCAUGUGGCAUACUUGAGGAUUUGAAAUGGCUGUGCUUCAACCAUAACAGUCUGGUGGUCUGGAGGCAGAUUAUGAUUGAGUUUAAGCUUAGUCUGUAAAUAAAAUUAUCAUCUACCUUGGAGGAUACCAGCCUGGAACCCAUGAAAAACUUUACUGUGUCAGAGCCUGCUGCCAUUUUAUUUUAAAUAAAAAAGUAAGUCUCUAAGCCCUCCUAGAAAGUUAAGCAAAAUGUGCAGGUACCCUUCUAAGCAAUUUUAGUGAAAUGAUCACUCAUGGGCUACAACCACUGAUAGGUAGGAGUAAAAUUAGAGCUGUGAUAGAUGAGUUGCUUGGACACCAGGCAAUGGGAAUACCUUGGGUCCGAAAGAGUUGCUGUUUCCCUUUCAUGUACUUUAUCUGCUUCUGCCUUAUUUUCUAGUAGUCCUUAGCAUCUCCAUAGUUUGCCCUUCCUUUUUACCUAGCAACCAGGAAACAUCUUUCCCGUGGUGGGUUUCUCUGAGUUCAUGUACUCCCUAGAAGUUAUUUUCUGCAAAUAUAACUACACAGUAAGUGCAAGUGGGGAGGUUAAAGACCCCCCCUGGCAAAUACAAAAUACCUCUCUAAUUUUGUGUUACGUGUUUUAUCAGAAAUGUAUUACUAUUUAUAGAAGUGAAGGUAACAAAUUUCAGUGUACCCUGACUUGCGUGUGUCAAGAAGUUUCUUGAAGUACUAAAGCAACCAGCGGUUACUGCGCUUCCUUUUAUUACAGUGAAUAUUUUGCAAAGAAAGCAGAAGCAGAUGAAGAAAGAAGGGAAGCUGAAAAGGAGAAAGAGAAAGAAAUCCAGGAAGCAGAGGCUUCUGGUGCUUCAGCUGCUCCAGCUCCUUCUGGGAAAAAAAAGCCAAACAAAGCAGGUUAUAGAAUAGACCUUGUAUCUAUAAAGUAGAUAGCAUCCCGUUCCAUUUAGCAAAUGGGUAUCAUGGCUCUCAGGCUUGUAUCCAAUGAAGUUGUCCCGUUCUUACAACUUCUGGUUGUAUAAUGGAACUUCCCCUCCGUCUUCUCUUCCUACAUGCCCCUUGCACACCCACCCAAAUCUUUCUCUGGAGGGUUGGCGGAACUCCCAGAACAGAUUUGGGAGGCCACCUGGGGAGGAGAGCAUGGUGAAGUUCUAUUCUGCAAGUAAGAGUCCUUUCUGGGAUAAGGACCCACAUUUACUUUCUUACCUAAGCUUGUGGAAGGGAAGGGUAGUUCAAAGCAUGCUUCUGCUAUCACAUUUUUAUGAAAUGUUAUAGAAAUGUUAUCAAUGUUGCAUUUUUAUUGUUUUUGAGUAAGCCACUUAUUAUUAUAGGAAGGGGUAUAAAAUGUUAUACAUAAAUAAAUAAAUAAAUGAAACUUUUGCACAUAACCCGUUAUGCUUUCCUGGAUUCUCCACCCUUCAACAUAUCCCCAUAUCACUCUGCAUACUGGACUUAAUGAUCCCAAGUAAAGUCAUGGCAGUUGUAGAUUGAGGUGUGGGUGGGUGGCUUGCUUACCUUUGUUGCUAUGUGAUGCUUCAAAAUGGGAAUCACACAGGCAAAACAAAAGAAAAAGAUUGGGAAACACUUGAUCUGGAUACCUAGCUCUCUUUUCUUGGGCAAUGCCUUAUCUGAGUAUCAGACUGCAUUAUUUGUCUUGACAUGUGAAUAUGCACUCCAUUGUCUCAUGUUGAUUUGUUCAUUUUAUUAGGAAUCAGUUUAAUAGAGGGACAUGGAACAGCACACCUGCUGUGAAGUUUAUGUUUGUUUAAUGGGAUCUGGCAGGGCAGGAAAACAGCACAGUGGAAGGGGGCUAGGGUGUCUCCUAGCCACACCCUUUGGCUUUAAAUUGAACUGCUAGCUGAUCUAGUUGCCAGCCAGGGCCAUGCCACUUGUUAUCUGUAACGUUCAGUAACGUUCCUCUAAUGGAAACAACAUCCAGAUCAUACUGACCCUUGAGAGCAAGAGUCUUAAGGAUGCAACACCCAUUGACUGUUUAACUCGAGGGAAAUGUGUCGAAUGUUUCUCCUCUUAUUGGCUUUUUGCAUAAUUGCAGUGACCUGUUCAUGAUAAGAAGAAAGUGUUCUUAUUCGUAUACUCUUUAACAUUUCGUAUCUUUCACGAUUCUCGCAGUGCUUUUUUGUCUGACAGUACUCACCAGUAUGGAGUACCAUCACCCCUUUUGUAGCAGCUCAUGACAGCCAUUUUAUGCCAGCAUCCAUGGCAUUUUUAUGAAGAUUAUGAGUACUGGCACCCCAUUUUGUACCAAAAACACUGCUCAGAGUUAAAUUUGCUUAAAAGUAGUACUGUAGCAGAAGUUUGUAUUGCUGCAUUUGCCUCACUGAUAAUUUUAAUUGCCGUUCUUGAUUUCUUAGCAAAUAUAACAAAAUCAUUUUUACUUUUCUGGGAGAAAAUAUUUAAUUACUGGAAUUUCAGUAGUCUCAAUAGAAGCCGUUAUAGAGAAGUUGAACUUCUGAAGAGUAGAAUUUGUCAUUUUAUGGAGAAUAAAGGUGAUUUUUGAGAAACUUUGGAGAACAGCCUGUUGCUUCAUGCCUGACACCUCACUCAUAAUGCACUCAUUGCUGUGCAUUCCCGACCUAAGGAAGAUCAAAUAUAUGAUGUGCUUCAAACACUUAAGUUGGGUGUCUGCAUAGAGUUCCAUAGCUGCACUUGACAGCUUUCAUGUUCUGCUGUUCGAAAGUUCUGUUAAGUGCUUGGAUUAAAAGGUCAGGUUUUCAAAGGCACUCAGCACCCACAACUAGUGCUGGAUUUUCAAAAGAUGCCAGCUCCUAUUUUAGAGUCAAAGCAAGCCAUUGGAUGAUAGGAAUUUGAGGACUUGAGGACAUAAAUGUCACAGUGGGAGUUUAUGGUUGCUAAGCUCUGUGCUUCAGAAAUCCAGCCAUUAUUAAGGUGUCCAAGUGAGAGCCAAGUAAUUUUCAAAAUCUUCUCUGGAUUCUUAAGUUUUGUGCAUAUAAAACGCUCUUUGGAAAGUCUGGAUCUAAGGGUGCUGGUAGAUGAAGGGCAUAAUAAUAAGCAAUGGAAGAGAAAAGGAAAUAAAAGAGAAGGGUUCUAUCCGAGACUGAAACAAGCCUUCAUUGCAGAGGUCAAAAUAUCAGAUUAUUAUGUCUAGGAACAGAUGUGAUUUAAGCCUAAAGGUUAGGUGUGACAGCAUGAGUUAUAGCCUGCAUCAUGAGAGGGAAAGAAGGCAAGCCAACCAGCCAAACCAACCCCACCUUCCUCUCACCAUUGCCACUGUGGAUGACGUUUAUUCUUCUCUGACUUCUCUGACUCCCUGACUAAACAACAGCUUCAACUUUCUGUUGGACCACUUUAAGCGGUCCAGCUCCUGUCUAUAUUGGGAGGAGUGGUAUUUAAUUAAUUGGUUUAUAAACUGCUCCUAUAUUCAGUAGUGUGGAAAUGGUGUAGAGAAAUAAAUAUAAAGCAGAUAAAAAAACAUAAAUUUUAUUUAUUGAAAACUGCAGACAUAUACUAAUUUGGGACGGGCUGGGCGAAAAGUUUUUGACAUGACAACAUGGAGGCUUGUUUCCCAUCUGUGGAAGAUGAAUUCCAGACAACUGGUGCCACAGUUCUCAGAGCAUGUGCCUAAGUCACAGCAUGGUUUACAUGCUUUGCUAUAAACACCAACAGAUCUCUAUUCCUAGAUCUAAGUGACCAGCAUGGGAUGUAGGGGGGAGAGGUGGUUUCUUAGAUGCAGAACUGCACUGGCAAUUACCGUUUCCACAGCUGUUGUAUUCUGGGUCAAAGCACGUGUCUGCGGAGCACACAUAAGCCUGCCCUGUUCUGCCCCCAUUCCUCCCUCUUCUGGGUGCAAAAGACCUGUGCGUCGGCAGUUGAGUGCUAAUUGGACAUGCGUAAAUGGUCGCCACCUGUAUAGGGAUUCUUAUACCAGUAGCAAGGUCGUGAAUCUAGCUUGGUAGCAAAUUGGCAGGGGUGAGUUGAAUAACAAGGUCUCAGACCAAAUUCCCUGGUCCCGAAUAAGCUAUGCUUUUAUUAAAGGUAUCAAGUUAAACACUUUUGGGGGAAAUUAUUUUAGAAAAAAAGUUAAUUUUACAGUUUAAUUCAAGCCCCUUUUCUUUCUUGCAACUCUUCAACUUUUAUAUGGAAUAUUUUAACUACCCCCUCCCAUUGAGGACAAGAGUCUUGGUUAGGUUUCUGUUUCUCCUUAAUUACCAGGUUCCCGUGCAAAACUUCCCGAACUAGUAUCCCUUGCAUGUUUCACCUUCCUGCAAUUUUUUGAACCCUAUAUACAUGAGUUUUCAACAUAAAGGGCAAUCAUUUUACAGCCUAGUUACAAACAAAAUGCUUCAAAGUCCUGUUCCAUCACAACAGGAGAUUAGUGUUAGAAAGUUCGUUAGAAGAAGUGUCUUAAUAUAAGGGGUUAAGAUGGCAGUCCUCAAAACACCUAUCUCUGGAGCAGUGUCUUUGAUGCCAAUAGAAUUGAUCUAGAAUAAGAAGUCCAGAUUCUUUGUUUUAAUUGACUUCAUAGCCAUAUUUUACUUAACCCUAUGAUGUUGAUAUUGUCAAUAGAAAACUAUAAACAUGUUUUUGUUUUCUCAGCAAAGAAGAUGUCUGUGCUGGAGAAGCCAAUCCCUCCUGCAGAACCCACAGAACCUGUAGUUAUGGGUAGCAUGGCUAUUGGGUGUACAUCUCUUGCUUUUGCAAAGACUGCUGCGACUCUUCGUGACAUGCCUUUGUACUUACAUAUCGCUUUGCUGAAACACGAUCAGGUACUUGUCUGGAUUUUAGCAUCCAGAGUUCUCACUCAAGAUAGGAAUAAGAAGUAAUCCAGACAUACGUGCAGCCUAAGUUCUGCGGAACCUUUUGCUCAAUGUUGAUGUGGUUUGUAUCGCAACCAUAUUCUAGUACAUUUAUUAUACAAGUAUGGCUUAGCUCUGUGCUCUUUCUUCCACCAGAAUCCAUAGUAAUGGCCAUAAUGAAUCUGGCAGAUAUCUCUGUGCUAGAGCCAGGGUUUAGUCAUCACCUGGUGUAUUGCUGUGCAAAUUUGUGCCCUUGGUCACUAACAUGCAAGUGUCAUGUUUUGUGACAUAGCAAUUAAUUCCUUUUCUUUUAAUUCUAAAGGCGUCCAGGUAGUCGAUGCUGCCCCAUGCUUAGUGUGCUCUUACUUAAUUUAAUGGGGGGGGGGUGCUGUUGACCAGCAAGUAAGCCCCCCAGGGAACUGCAUGGGAUGGGAUGGCAUGUAAAUGCCGAAAUUAAGUAAAUAAAUAAUAUGGAGCAAUCAAGCUGCAUCUACAGUUCCAGCAGUCCAUAGUAUUUGGGGGCAUAUGUAAUCAUUUUUCUGUUCCGGAUAAUUUUCAAAGUGAAGCCUAAAAUAGUUCCCACAUGACUUUUUCCACUUUAGGAAUCGCCUAAAGAACUGGCUUUGCCACUUCCAAUGGCAACAGUUUUGAGUUGUGGAAAAUCAUCACCUGGAAAACUGAAUCUAUUGAAAGAAGUGAUGGUUAUACCUCCACACUGGUUACCAGUUAAACAGGUACCAUGUGCAACUGUUUUCCCUUUUGUUUAUAAUAAAACACAAUAUUAAAAAGCACUUGGCCAUAUUUUAAUCAACCUGUAAGAAGUUAAUUGCUUUUUUAUGGCAUAAUCCAACUUCCCGUUCUCUACACUUAUACCUGCUGUCUUCAAUUGGAGUAAGAGUGAACAGGGUGUAGGAUUGAAGCCUUACUGCCUCACUACUUGUUACAAUCGUGGCAUAAUUUCUGAUGAUGUGGGGUUACACAUAUUAAAUACCAGGCAUUAGGUGAGAAGAGGGCAUUGUCCUCAGGAAUAAAGUAUGUGGUUUUAAGUCUACUCUCUCCAGUUGUGAUAAAAGUGAAAAUCAUCCACUCCCCGAGCUUCCCCCGACCCCAGCCCCCAGAACAGGCUGCUAUCCGCAGCAGCCUUGCCCGGAGGCCCGGCGGCAAGCUCCCGCCCGGGCUCGCAAGGCUUGCGGACACCUGUGCGAAGCAUGGGCGCCCUCCGGAGGGCGCCCCGUGCUUCGGGCUGCAGGCUGCCGCCCGCAAGCUUUGCGAGCCCACGGGAACUCCCGCCAGGCUUGCAAGGCUUGCGGAUAGCUUCCUGAAGCCUGGAGAGCGAGAGGGGUCGGUGCGCACUGACGCCUCUCACUCUCCAGGCUUCAGCGAAAGCCUGCCUUCGCCCCAUAGGACGCCAUAGGACUACACAUUUCCCCAUUCAUUUUUGGAGGGGAAAAAGUGCGUCCUAUAGGGCGAAAAAUACGGUAGUUUGUCUCUAAGGUGCUACUGGACAAAUACUUUUUUAUUUAUUUUGACUGCAUCAGACCAACACGGUUACCUCACUUAAUCUAAAACAUUUCUGAGUUGGUUAUAAGUAUAUGGAGGAAACAUGCAUAUGGAACUGUGUAAUAAAUGGCUGUGCUUUUAAUGCACAAGACCCAUUCAUUUACAUCUGAGAAGUUGCCCGUGGAUGUGUCUCUUGUGAGUAAUAUUGACAAUGGAAAGAUAUAGCAGUGUUCUGUGUUAUAGUAGGCAUUUCAUUUUCACAAAAUGAGACAUCACAUUCAUAUAGAAUGAAUGAGUUAUUCUCCUGAAAGGUCAUUAUUAUGAUGACUCCAAAUACCUUGAAGAUAAGUUUUAAAAUUUCACUUUCAUAGAUUAAUGUUUUUGUCAAAUCACCUUCCCAGGCAACUUUUGUUCAAUCCCACCUCACUCCUCUCAGAUUAAGGAUGUAUAAUGGUACACUCAUGGAUAGAACAACUGAGAGCAAUGAAGUGGGUGAGAUGGGAAAGAGAUUUAACUAGAUAUGGUAAUCUUCUUUUGAAUCAGGUGGGAAUUGGCAGAGAUCCCCAAUUACCAGUUCCUAAAUGGGGAAAAAAUGGUUAAAGCAAAUGUUUCAUACCAUUUCACAUCAUGUGUGUAAACAAAAUUAACUCAGGUAUAAUUGCAUGUUGGCACAGCUGAUGAUAAUCUUGUAUCCUCUUCAAAAUCAAGGCACAACUCAAGGUCUUGUGAACCACACUGAGAUCUUUUGAUGAAGGCUGGUAUAUAAAUCUAAUUAAUAAUAAUAAUAAUAAUAAUAAUAAUGUGAAAGACAAGACCAUUUUUUCAAGGACAUGGAGCUUGAAUGAUAAUACCUGAAUAAAGCAGUAUUAUUUCAGAAGUUAGUAGGUGCCUGGCUAGUACUUUUCGCUGGUUGUAGUCCUGAUACCCUGCCUACCAUGCAAGGUGUUCUUUAUGCUCAUACUUGCUUUCCCUCCUGCUAAUACCUGGAUUUACCUACUUGGCAGGAUUUAAGAUACUCUUAAUCCACUCAGAACAUUGCCACUGGUGCUGCGGUUUCUCCAAAACUUCUCAUUCAACUUGGAACAUGUCUAUUAAAGUGAAUAUCUGCAGUUUAAUGAGCAUACUAGUAACUGAUCAGAAGGGCGGCGGUUCGAAUCCCUGCGAUGGAGUGAGCUCCCGUUGCUCGGUCCCUGUUCCUGCCAACCUAGCAGUUCGAAAGCACGUCAAAGUGCAAGUAGAUAAAUAGGUACCACUCCGGCGGGAAGGUAAACGGCGUUUCCAUGCGCUGCUCUGGUUCACCAGAAGCGGCUUAGUUAUGCGGGCCAUGUGACCUGGAAGCUGUACGCCGGCUCCCUUGGCCAUUAAAGCGAGAUGAGCGCCGCAACCCCAGGGUUGGUCACGACUGGACCUAACAGUCAGGGGUCCCUUUACCUUUACCUAGUAACUUUUGGAAAAGGUCACUUGUUUUCAGAAUGUAAUUGUUGUGAGCCUGGCUACUUUGGGACGGAUGGCAGUUGCUGUCAGAGGAAGAGGAGAGUGCAAGCAUGUCAACAGCAUGGAGUGGACCAAGGGGCGUGAUGCCGCGAGCUCCAUUGCCCCUGGCUCCCUGUCAAGCCCGUACAAACAGGGAAGGAAUUCCCUAGCAAUGGGGGAAGGCAUCAACCAGUCAGGAGGGGCGGUUGGACAGCUGGAGGAGUCAGAGGGUCUGACCUCUCACAGAGAACUCAGUGCUGCCUGCACCACUGGGAACAGGCCCAUGCCCCAUUUGGAGAAGUGUGUGCCACCAGUCUCAUUGGGAGAGAGGCUUGUGUCGCAAGUGACCAUGUCUCACUUUUAGAAACUGGUAGAGGGCUGUGCCCCCCCUUUUAAAGACUUCUUAGCUUUCAUUCACUCAUGAACUUUUAGGACUGCCUUUGGUGAUCUGCAGCUGUAGUGUGGCCUAAAUUGCUGUAAGCCUUGAAUAAAGCUUACUUACACACAUACUGUCACUGUGUUUGGGAUGGGAGCCAGGGCAAUUACUUUUAAUAGGAAAAAAAAUUGUGGUUCUGUGGGAUUUUUUUAUUUUUAUUUUGCAGGGUGUAGAAAGAUGUGUGGAUAUUCAGAGAGAAGUAAUGAAGUUGCUGAGUCAAACUACUAACAUGGUAAGAUAAGUUAUAAAUUAAUCAUUUUUGUAUUUUCAGGAGUGUGUGUGUGUUUAUGUAUAUGUUUAUGUGUAUGUUUGUGUGCAUAUAUACCUUGCUUUACAGAAGGUAUACAUAAGUCCAGUCUGUUGCCCUGGUUGACAAGUUAACUUUUCAAGUAAAAGCCACCAGAAGUAAAUCAAACCCAUUAUCUUUUUAUACAGUAUGGCAAUCAUUUAUUUCAUUUAUGCACCAGGAAGACCAAACAAGAAAGCCACCUCAAACUCAUGGAGAGACCCAUUUAAUUAGGGACUCAAGUUACUAUUGUGUCUGUUUUUCACAUUUCUAUGCAGGUGCCAGGUUGUCUAUUAAUUUUUUUUCAAUAGAAUGAAUGAUUAGCUGCUUUUGCAUUGGCUUACGGUUCACGUGUAUUUAUUGACACAUAUCUGUUACUUGCUUUGACAAAUACAACCUCUCCAGAUGCCCUUAGGAUGUGGUGUACUAUUAUAUAUGUCAUUUAUAUUUCAUGUGCCUAAAUUCUGAAAAAAGUCAUUAAUGUGCUUCAUUUUGUUUGCUGCAAAUAAUCUGUUCAAAAUCAGGGAGGUUUAUUCAUAGUGAUGUUUUGGAUAUCUGUUGUCAGUUUGCAAUAAAUACAUUCUGUUUCAAACUCUGUGUUCUGUACUAUACCCAACCUUUAUCUUGGAUAGUAUCUUUGAAGCUAUUACACUAUUUAAAAGAUGGUAAAUUUUUUGGUUACUAUUUUUCCUGAAUAUAUAAUGUUGGUGUUUCUAAACAAUUUUUUUAAACCUUUGUAACAGCCUAGUUCUGUGGGAGAAGGUAAAAAGACUUCACGGGAUGCUGCAAAAAAAGCUCCGGUAAGAAAAAAUAACAAUACAGUUUUCAACUUGAGGAGUGGAUUAUUGCAGAAAACAGUUGUUAGAAUCAUAAGGUGAUAGGUUUAUUAGCAAGUGUGAUGGCCCUUGAUGUAUUGAGACUUGUGUACCAUUAUUUGUUGGGAGGGAUUUAUAUUAUACUAUAUUGUGAAUAGAACAGAAGAUUGCUUUCCAUCAAUCAGCCUUUCUGACAUAAUUAUAUCAACCAUUAGAAGCUCAGGUUUGUAGGAAUUCCUACUGCACUUCACACUGAUUGAAGAAGGAAAUGGAGGCACACACUGUCUCUUAAACCUGGAACCAAUGUUACUCCUGUGAUGAUGGCAGCAUAGUGCUCAAAUAAGUCAUGCUGGUUUUGUCUCUAGAUCCUGUUACUUGGAUCUGUAUCAGUCCACAGGUUGCGAUUUCCUAGGUAUUCUAGUGACUCAAAAUGUGGUGCAUCCACUGCCUAUGAGCUAGGUUCAGUCAUGUGUUCAAAAGCAGAAUAUGAAACCAUCCAGUACCGGUAAGAGUUACUUAUUAUUGAUAGCCAAAUUGGAAGCCCAAUUUGGAUAGGAAUGAUUUUUUAAAAAUUAUUUCUCAUAAGAGCAUUCCUAAAACAACCAAUUCAAUAAAAAUAUCAUAGUGAUGCACACUACAAUAAUUAAAACAUCAUAAAAUUAUAAAAAGCAUAAAAUGUAGAACAUGUUUAUUGUAUUUUAUUAAUUAGACUGGGAGUUAGCAAUGCCCCUGUGAGGAUGUAUGUAUGAACAAAUAUGGGUUAUGUAGGUUGGAUGGUGAGUAGCGGAUGCUCUACAGGAUAGGGAGAGAAGAGCAGGUAAAUUUAAGUGGAAAUUUUUACAUGUACAAUUGCAUUUUAAAAAUGUUUUCUCUGUAAUACUCUUAGAUUUAAUGUUUAAUAAAUGAUUACAUUAAAUGGAUGUAUUUUUAUUUAAACCGUUGCUAAAAACCAUUUUUAUAAGGUAAGAGAGGAAACUAAAUAAAUAUUGUGUGAAAAAUGUAGUGUGAAAAAUAAAAAUAUACAGAAUCAUAUUUAACAUUGGUUCUGCUCUGAGUUAGACCCACUGAAAUGAAUGAACAUGACUAACUUAGCACUAUUAAUUCCAGUGGGUCUACUCUAAGUAGCACUUACUUGCACAUAACUGAUAAUUACAUAGACUUUUCUUACAACAACAACAACAACAAAAUUUUAAUUUAUACCCCACCCAGAACCGGGCUCAGGGCAGCUAACACCAAUAAAAUUACAAUAAAACGUAAUAGGAAAGAAAACAACAACAACAAAAAUAAUUAAAAUACGGCUUAAAAUACAAUUUAAAAUGCAGCCUCAUUUUAGUAGUAGCCCAUAAAUCAAAACCAUAAGGGGAGGGAAACAUAAGGGUCAGACUGAGUCCAAACCAAAGGCCAGGUGGAACAGCUCUGCCUUUCAGGCCCUGAGGAAAGGUGUCAAGUCCCGCAGGGCCCUGGUCUCUUGUGACAGAGCAUUCCAUCAAGUCGGGGCCAGUACUGAAAAGGCCCUGGCCCUAGUUGAGACCAAUCUAACCACCUUGCGGCUCGGAACCUCCAGAGUGUUGUUAUUUGUGGACCUUAAGGUUCUCCGCGGGGCAUACCAGGAGAGGUGGUCCCGUGGGUACGAGGGUCCUAGGCCGCAUAGGGCUUUAAAGGUAAAAACCAGCACCUUAAACCUGACCCUGUACUCCACUGGGAGCCAAUGCAGCUGGUAAACCACUGGAUGAAUGUGAUCCUGUGGCAAGGACCCCGUAAGGAGCCUUGCCGCGGCAUUCUGCACCUGCUGGAGUUUCUGGGUCAGCUUCAAGGGCAGACCCGCGUAGAACUGAUUUAGUAGGAUUGGGGGAUGAGACAAAUAAGCAUGCAUAUAAUUGCAGCCUUUUGGGUUGAUAUGCGUAGGAUUUUACAACACCUGGUGUUGGUAGGAUUCUGCCAACACCUUCAGUGUUACAUUGUUUGCAUUCUAGGGCCAAGAUGGCUUCUGUUUCUAUUGUCAUUGGCACAAAUUGCCCACUUUUAAAUUGACUUCAGUGGAAGAGUUUGGCACAUGGUUAAAUCUCUCCCACUGAAUCAGAUUAAUUAUGCUUCAUUUUAAGUGAACCAUGUCCAUUACUUUUGUUUCAUAUUUUAUUAAACUUCAUAGGAAUAUUGCAUCAUUUGGAAGCAACAGAGUUGUUUCAUCCUGUUUCUUUUGUUUAAUUGCCUAAGGACUACAAUAUAUUUCUAUUUUCUCCCUUUUCAACUUUGUGGAAGUAUGUCAAAUCUGAAUGUAUGAAACAGCAUGCUUGGAAAUAGUAUUGUUAUCUCUGUGUGUCCCCUCUGUUCAUAGAAACUGGGAACAUUAGCCAGGCCAUCUGCAAGAAACUGGUUGCUUUCAUGUAGAUGCUGAUAAUUUAUAUACAGUUGAUGCACAUACAAAAUAAUAAUCCAGUCAUAAACUGAAUUAUAAAAUAGCUAUACAGGGAGAGAAUAUCCUAUCUGGUUAGGUUGUAGGACAGUAUGGUACCUAUAUAAUGCAGCAGGGGAUGGGCUUGGGGGUCUUUUUCGGAGAUUGGCAGAACACUUCUUGUACAUGGCUAUAUGAAAUUAAUACCAGUGUUUUUAAAUUCAUUUACAGUCUCCUGUUCUUAAAAAGAUGUCUCACUUAGGCUGCCUGGUAACAGGGUUUGAAAGUCUUGAACAACCUCUGGCUUUGAUCCAGUCUGCUUGUACACACCUUUCCUUGGAACUAGGAAUAGAUGUAUACUUGGGAAUAAAUUGUGCUGCUCAUGAACUAAUCGACUGUGUAAGCAUUAAUUUUUUGUAUCUUUAUUUUCAACAUUCUUUUGUCCUUUUCAGUACCUCUCCCUCUCUCCCCAAAAGGGAUCUAUCAAGGGGGUGGGCUCUGUAAAGGGAAAGAAGUCUAUCAACAGAUUUCAUUCAUGCAAAAGACCAGUGGCUCCUUUGCGGCACCUCAAUGUUUCUAAUUAUCGUACUUUAUUCCUAUCAUUAUCUAAUAAAAAGAAAAGUGAGCACCUUCAACUCUGAUAGUGAUUUUUACCUUUCAGUAUUUUUAAUUUUAGUCUAAGGGAAAAUAUGAAGUGAUACUUGGAACGUUCAAGAGCCCUGAUGAAAUGGUGGAUGUGUAUGUGGACCUAAUUCGUAAAUUCCCAUCUAUUAUGACAUUAAUAGAUCCACUGAGGAAAGAGGUAGGAGCUUUUUCUCUCUUUGUUUUGGUAUUUUUAUCACUGUCCUUGAGGAGAACCCAACAAUAAAAGAAACACAUAAAACGUGCUUAAACUUUGGGAGGGGUACGUUUUAUAGAAAAGAGGAAGUCAUAGAGGAAAGAAAAUUUCACUGAGCUUCAUUCCUCAGCAUUGUGGCCCCAAUCCAAUUAAAGUUAGACACACUUCAGUCCUACUGAAAUCAAUGUGACAGAAUUUUGACUAAGAUGACAAUCCUGUAUCGGGAUAUGUCUGAGUAGACAAGAAUAGGAUUUUGUUGUAACUUAAGCUCCAUUAUAAUGCUUAAUUCCCAUUGAUAUCAAACUUUAGAUGGCUGAGGGCCUGUUUGUAUGAAAUGUAUGAGAUGCAUGCAUCAUAUUAGUCUCAUUUUCAGAGAAGGAUUGCAAAAUACAGCAGCACAAUUAACUAGGACGAGAAUAUUUGCCACAUUUCUGUGUUCAACUAUUUGAUAUUUUAACUCUAUAUAUUGUUGACUUGUGUUUUGUUGUAAACUACCUUAGAAGGAUUUGUAUCCUGAAAAGAGGGCUAUAAGUGACUAUAAUAAAUAAAUACAUUAAAGUAAAAAUCAGUGGCAAUGCCAUUACCUUGAAUUAAGUCUACCUCAGUAGACUUAAGACAUUUAAUAGAUAUAUGCUUAUAGAUACAAGUCUCGUUCUCUACCAGCUGAGCUAUCCCAGGUCACAUGACAACAUAGAUUGCCAUCAGAGCCCAAAUGGCCAAAGAAUAGGCAAGUAGUUUAGAGCCUCAGAGUUUUAAAUUUGUGAUACUGAUCCUCGAUUGGACUGUCAGACAGUCUAGUUGCCAGCUAACUGCUAUAAAAUAGGAUAAAUGCUUUCAUAUCUGAGCAAGACUGAACUCCCCAAUAUAACUGCCUCCAGUCCCCUCUUAAUGCAGGCCAUUAAAAUCCAGACAAAACUAAGAGGUCUUACAAUAGUUCUGGGAAGACAAUCAGGCUGUGAUUUUGGCAAGUCUCCAAAAGGAGAGAAUUCUGUAAUUGUGGAGCAGCCAUUAAGAAGCGGUACAUGCCCAUGGCAUACAGAUUGUAUACUGAGAAAAUGUUUUGUCAGUCUUUCUCAGAAAUCAUAGUGGAGACAUACGAGAGAGGAUGGAAAUACAUAUCUUGCUGCUUUAGAAUUACUAGCAAAAUAUUGGUAAAAUAUACUAGUUUCCGUUGUAGAGGUAUGGAUAAGGAAAUGUUGGCAGACAAAGCAUAAUGGAUAACAUUGAUUUCCUUUAGACCUAAAUGAGACGGGAAAAUUCACUCUAUUGAUUUUUUUAAAAAAAUCAGCCUUCUGUUGCAAACUGCAAUAGGAAUAAAACUGUUACACAUAAAUAUAAACACAUUUACUUUUUUUUAAAAAAAGGAUAAAGUGUUGUGAAGUACAUUGGGGGAAAUGUGAAACAGGAAACAUUACAUAUGGUUAAAUAUAUAACUAUUAAUUCUGCUUUACUGUCAUAUAAAAAUGCAUUGUUUUAAAAUAAAUUGUUCUCUUUUGUGUUUAAAAAUGUAACAAGAACAAAUUUAAAUAUAGGGAAGAUGGCAGGGUUUUUUUUUCCUAUUAGGAACAAAGAUGACUAUGGCUUUACCACAUUCAUCUGUUUACUUGAUGCCUCUCUGGGUAUUGAAAAGGAAAGGAAAAUAAAUGGCUAAAUAAAUAGCACAAUAUAGUCCUGUGAGCUUCCAGUACCACAAAGAAUGUUGAUGGCUUAGAGAUAAACUACCUUUCUUAUUGUCUGAAGAGGGAAUUCAGAGUUUACAUUGAAUGCCAGAGACUGCCUUUGCUGCUACCUUUGUUGGAUGGGAACACGCUGUUGCUCAGUAAUAGCUAUGCUAAAGUCUUUAGGCAGCUUCCCAUACACCUUCCAGCCAAGUGGGAAAGGGAAAAGAAAAGGUCCAACGCAGAAAUGGGGACCGCUUUUCAGCCCGAGAGCUGCAUGUCCCCGUGGGCAACCUUCCAGGGACUGUGUGCCAAGAGUGAACAGGGCCAAAAGUGGGGGAAGCAAUGACUUAACAUUUGUAUGGUUGGGUCCGUAUCAGUCUGACAAAAUUCAGCGGUUUAUAUACACAGCACACAUAUACACACUUUCCAUCCUCAGACCUGCAAGAAACAUCAGAGUUAAAGAAUACAUUUCAGCAAAACAAGAUCCCUCAAGGGCACAGAGCAGGGCCAGUGGGGGGCAGGGUCUGGCCUGUAAAGAGGGUGUGUGACUUUUGGAGAACCCUCACAUCCCACCUUCCUGUAUAGCAAUCAAAUAUAUGGCGGUUGUUAUAAUUAUUUCAUUCACGAAGUGAUUUGCAAUAUAAUAAAAACAUAGAGAAAACAGUUACAUGUGUAAAAUCAUGUUUAAGAUACACACACACCGAGUAUAUAUAUUUAUAGUUUAAAACAAAAACAGCACAUACUCAAUUCAAACCCACUACCAACUGGGAUAAAUAUCUGAUUAGAAGGGUUGACCGUUCACCAAUUGGCUGGUGCUGAUGGGAAUUGAACUCCAGCAACAUCUGGAGGGUCCCUUGUUGGCUGUCCCAGCUAUAUGAAGUAGCGAGGGAAGAAUGGGAACCCAAAAAUGCGUAUUUUGGGUUCCUAUUCCAAGCAGGUUAGAGCCUUGGACAGAAGCACUUCUGUAGGGCUGCAGGUAUAAUAAUAAUAAUAAUAAAUUUUAUUUAUAUCCCGCCCUCCCCAGCCGAAGCCGGGCUCAGGGCGGCUAACAACAAUAAAACAGUACAAAAGUACAGCAUAAACAACAGUCUAAAAGCAUUCGUUAUAAAAUUAAUUAAUUUAAGCCACUGGCAACCAUUGGGCCAGAGCUCGCGAAGAUUGCCGAGGGAGGGAGUCAGGCUGUGCCCUGGCCAAAGGCCUGGUGGAACAGCUCUGUCUUGCAGGCCAUGCGGAAAGAUGUCGAGUCCCGCAGGGCCCUAGUCUCUUGUGACAGAGUGUUCCACCAGAUCGGAGCCACAGCCGAGAAAGCCCUGGCUCUAGUUGAGGCCAGCCUAACUUCUCUGGGGCCUGGGACCUUCAAGAUGUUUUUAUUCGAAGACCGUAAGUUUCUCUGUGGGGCAUACCAGGAGAGGCGGUCCCGUAGGUACGAGGGUCCUAGGCCGUAUAGGGCUUUAAAGGUUAAAACCAGCACCUUAAACCUGAUCCUGUACUCCACCGGGAGCCAGUGCAGCUGGUAUAGCACCGGGUGAAUGUGAUCUCGCAGCGAAGACCUCGUAAGGAGUCUCGCUGCAGCAUUCUGCACCCGCUGGAGUUUCUGGGUCAGUCUCAGGGGCAGCCCCACGUAGAGCGAGUUACAAUAAUCCAGUCUGGAGGUGACCGUCGCAUGGAUCACAGUGGCUAGGUCAGGGCGAGAGAGGUAAGGAGCCAACUGCUUAGCUUGGCGGAGAUGGAAAAUGCCGCCUUUGUUAUAGCUGCAAUCUGCGCCUCCAUGGAAAGGGAGGUGUCGAAGAUUACACCCAAACUCUUAACGGACGGUGCUGGCACUAAUUGCGCCCCGCAAGAGAUGGGAGUUGCCCCCAAUCCCAUAUCGCCCCGUCCCAGCCACAGGACCUCUGUCUUCGAAGGAUUUAGCUUCAACCGGCUCCCACGAAACCAUCCAGCCACAGCUUCCAAACAUCUAGUCAGUGUGUCUGGGGCCGAGUCAGGAUGGUAUUAGUUGUGGGGGCCCAUUUGUCUUCUCUAAAACAGCACAUACUGAAGUUUAUACUGAAAAUACAGAGUAUCCAUCUGGUUUCUGGCAUUAACUUCUGAAAUUCUUAAUUCGUUAUUUUGCUAUUUGUAUAGGACUGCCAGCAGUGGAUCACAUUACGCAACACGUUGGGAUCUAAAUGCUAUAUUUUUGCAGAAGAAUUGUGCAAGAGUGUAUCUAAACUUAUGGAGAACCACAACACACCAAAAUGCAGUGGUCUUGUCCUAAAAUAUACCAAUGAAGCUAAAAUUUCUGACCUCUGUAAAAUAACUCAGCUUUUAGAUGGUGAGGAAAGAACAGAAUUAAAAUGAAGUAUACACUAUAGGUUUGCCUAUACGAUCUGUAAAAGGAUGUAACAUGUUAUACUUAAAUACAGUAAUUGACAGUGUUAGAAAUGCUUAUUAGAUAUAAUUGGCUCUCAUCAUGGCACAACAAUAGAGUUGUGGGCUCAUGUUCAAAAUAUAUUAAAUGAAUUCUUGGAAUACAGUUCCGCUCAAAGUGCUGUAUAGAGCCAGGGUAACAGGGCGUAUCUCUCAUAUGAAUCGUUUCUGUUGUAUAUUUCUAUGGACAUUUUACAAGUUUUCAAAAUGUAACAAAGCUGCUGAAAUAAAUGAACUCUAAGCUUCAGAAUUUAAUUUAUACUAGCUAGAGAAGUGGUUUCCCCCCUUUCUUCUUUAAUCUGCAGCUAUAUUUUGUAUAAGUUUAGAUUAAAUUAAAUGCCUCAGUGCCUCACUUUUGUCUUGAAUAUGCUACCAAAAUGAUAUGUUCAGUCAUUAGUAGUUGUAGAAAGUGACAGAGCAAGUAUUUCAGCUGUUAUACAGAAUGCCCACAAUCCAACACUGAGUUAAAUGAGUUCAAGCCCUUUUAAAUAAGUGAUCUUAAAUUCUCAAAACUCAAAUGGAUUAUGAACCAUGGAUUUAACAGAACAAGAGAAGACAUAGAAAAAAAGAAGAAAAAAACUAUUGUAAUAGCCAAAGGCAAACAAUGGAAAACAGAUAGUCUUUUGGCUGGAUAGAGAAAUGAAGAAACAAAAAGCACUUUUCAUUUCCAUCCUAUACAGGUCGAAAGCGCAUUUCCAUUUUAGGCAGUCCAGAUGGAGAGACUUCUGAUGACAGUCUUGUAGACCUGGCAAGUAAAGUAGCGAAAGCUGUUCAAUUGCUCAAAUACUGCUUUUUAUCUUGACGUGGCCCACAGUAGAAAUGUUGUCUGUAGUUGAAACACAGGUAACCUUUUAGAAAAUUGGCUUUUUUGAGAGAGUCGCCUUUUAAAGAGAGUUAAUCUUUGAACUAUAGGGGGGGGGGAGAUGCACAACAGUAGGCAAUGGUAGCACAGUGAAAAUAUGUAUUGUCUCUUGCUGACAUUUUAAGGAAAAGUUAAGCAAAUUAUUCAAAACAUAGAGCACUGACAGUAUUUCUUGAAUAACAGGUCUUAAUGGACUCAGGCUAGUCUCUUUGUGUUAAAGCAUAAUUGCAUAGAGGAUGUCACUAAAAAUUGGCCACUUAUUUAAAAUUAAUGUGUGAAUUUUAGUCCACCCCCCUCCCAGUCACCCUACCCUGCCUCCUGCUGUCUCCUGAGCUUCCAAUUCCUUUCCUUUCAGCACUAUACUGUUUUCUUGACUCUCAGCUCAAUGUGGUUUCCCUUUCCUCUUCUCUGGCUUGGAUAGCUCUUUCUCCCUACCUAUCCCACCAAUGCUAGAGCUUGCAUGAAAUUCCCUCCUAGCAGAGUUUUUCCUUUGACUCAUCAUAGCCAAGGUAUUUGUUAAAAUGCCACGCCUGACUCUUACUCUAUGACCUUACAGCAGUCCAGUCAAUGACCUGUUUACAUGAAGGUCAUGGGGUUUACAUGUAGGAAGCAAAAAAUUAACCAGAAGCCAAAUUUUAGCACAGCAUUACAAAGCAAAGGACAUUUUCAGUACACACUCACUGUCCUGUGGAAUAAAUGCUCCGGCCAUGCAUAUGGCAGUGUUACAAACACAAGCAUAAAUGCUGAAUUGUAGGCCUCCACAUAGACAUGGGAAAUAUGAAUGUUACAUAAUCGAAGUCUGCUUCUAAGGCACCUAAGUUAUGUAAAUAGCAGGAAAGGGGAUUCAUUUCCCCCCUCAACACUGGAGGUUUAAAAUGGUAAUUUUUUUGUUUAAGGCUGUUGGACUGAGAACUAGGUUCAUCAAGUUGGGAGGUCUUUCACGUGGCGAGAGGGUCGCCAAAUACAACCGUCUUCUUGCAAUAGAGGAAGAACUCGGCAAGAAUGGAAGACUUGGUAAAAAAAAAACCCUUUCUUACAUUGUUUUUGGUGUUUAAUGAAUAAAAAUACAAAGAUUGGAAAAGGAGUGAUUGAAAACACUCUGCAGGAGGGAAGGAGAAUCAAAAGACUAUAAAUAAGCACUUGCAGAAAACAGGAUGACAUUUGCCACAAAGUACAUUGUCCUUAUAAUGAGUUGUCUGUUUACCUGAAUGUUAAAAUAAGACAUCCUUUAGGCACAGCCUACAAGAAGCUUUUCAUGAGCAGAAUUAAUUGGUUGGAAUCUUCAAGGCCAAUGGAGAACAUUUUUAAUGUUAUUGGGAUUUUUUUUGUUCACACAGAAUUUUAGCUGGAGGCAGGCAUGUUGCAGAUGAUGCUUUGAAAAUUGUUCUGUAGCAUUCCAUAUAAAGAUGCAGAAAUAUAGCUGUGUGAAAAAGCUACUUCAUAUUGAAUAUCAGAUGUGGUAGCAGUCCUGGUAAGGGACCUGCUUGGAGAUUGGUCAAAGGCUUUGCACCCAGAGGUUCCAGGUUCAAUCUGUGGCAUGUCUGACUAAAAGGAGAUAGCACGUACAGUCAUACCUCGGGUUGAAUGUACUUCAGGUUGAGCGCUUUCGGGUUGCGCUCCACGGCAACCCGGAAGUAACGGAGCACGUUACUUCCGGGUUUUGCCUCUUGUGCAUGUGCAGACGCUCAAAAUGAUGUCACGCACAUGCGCAGAAGCGGCAAAACGCGACUCGCAGAUGUGCCAUCGUGUCUUACGUUCCAUUCAGGAUGCGAACGGGGCUCCGGAACAGAUCCCAUUCGCAUCCCGAGGUACCACUGUAAUGGGAAAGGUCUUUUCCUGAGACCCUGGAAAGAGCAGUUGCAUGGACAAAUGAUCAGGCACGGUGUACGACAGCUUCCUAUGUUCCAGUUCAUUCUGCCAGUGGCAUCAACCCAAAUGAAAACAGUAUUUCCUUGUAUAUUUCCCAUGGCAUGUCAUUGAAAUUUUAUACUUGUCAGCUGUUCCCUAGGCUGUGUAAAAUCUGUGGGCACAAUCCCUAUGCAGGAAUCCCCAAAUGGCAUAGCCGAGGCCUGGUUUCCCCGCUUUCUUUCUUCGUGCAUACACAGAUACAGGCACUGUGCCAAGCCAUUACAGGGAAUGAGUGUAUGUGCGCAUAACUCCAUAGCCUCUCUUAUAAGCUAAGGAACAUGAGUUUGAAGUUCACAUUCCUUCAGCAGAGUGAGGAGGGCUGGAUGAAUAAACAAGGAGUACAUAUGCUUCCCAUCUCCUAGACUGACCUGAAACAACUUGGAUGUCGCCUGUUUAAAUGCACGUAUGCAAAGAACUAUGUUGUAUUCACAGAUUCACAGAUGUAGUAGAAUAGAAUUGUUUACGAAUGGAAUAACAGUCCAUGCUUCUACAGAGUCGGUGUAGUGUAUUUGCUACGAGUGUGAGCUGUGAGGCAAGAAGGCCUGGCAUUACACUGCACGUGACUUAACAGCGCAAUUCUACAUCUGUACUCCUAGUUAAGUAUGUCCAGGAUCCCAGCCAUACCAGUUUAAUCUCCAUAGGUACAUGCCUGCUAAAGUUAAGCACUUUUAAAUCACAUUGCUUUUGCUGAAAGACUUUUGUAAAUAUAUGCUUUUUUAAAAAAAAAUACUCAGGAUACAAAUAUUCCAUUUCAGGUGACAGAGAGGUUCAUGAAUUUGUUGAUUAUACUGAAGAGGAAGAAGAAGAGGAGGAGGAAGAACUUGAGUCUACUGAUAUUACUGCAAGGACGGAGCGCUCUGCUACAUAGAAAGUGAUGUUUCAGACUUGGCGUUUUUUGGCCCAGAACUGACCCCCUGAAUUCUUCAUUUUGAGGCCAACAACAUGUUCCUACAGGACUACCACAAUGGGGCAACAGUUGGCAUGACACAGUCAGUCCUUUGGUUUUAUUUUCCUUUAAAAUGUUUAUAUUUCUGCUAUGCAUCCUUUAACACAGCUUAAUGGGAAUUUACCAUAUGGAAUAACAGUUGUUUGUUCUAUAAAGAUAUGACAGCACUCUGUUUGAAUCGGGGAAACAGUGUAGGACAGAAGGACCACAGAAUCCAUGAGUAAUGCAUGCUUUACUAGUCUGUUACUCCAUUUAUGAAUGUGUUUUUUUAAUGCAGUGUUCACUUUUGAGUCCUUUUUUCCAAAGCAUAAUAAUAAUAAUAAUAAUAAUAAUAAUAAUAAUAAUAAAAUUUAAAAUGUUUGCCAUAAUUUUGUUUUAGGACAUUAAUUUUCACACACAAUUUUAAAAAUCACUUUGCCAAGCUGAUUUUCCUUUCCAUUAACAGUGUCAGCAGUCAAAGUACAAUUCAGGUUUAUAUAUCUCUGAAGUAAAAUUCUCUGAAAGUUUGAAUAGAUCAGGGGUGAGGAAACUAACUCAGAGCUGAAUGUGGCCACCCAAGCCUCUUUAUUUGGCCUUUGAGACUCUUUCCAGGCCACAUUCCUCACCAGUCCUGCUCUGUACUCUCCCUCAAGUGCUUUUGCCUGGCUUGACUAUAUAUGCUUGAACUAUACUGCCUUUUGCAUGCCUGAUGUGGCAGGAAUAUACCCUGUUGUACAAGGCAAAAGUCACAUCCAUUGCUCUGCUCAUUUUUGGCUCUAACCCCACCCACCACCACUGCCCAUUGUCUGAAAAACAUGUCCCAGCCCUGGAGUCUACAGUGGUCAUUUUCAAAUGCAGCUGUGCAACCAAAUGCAAUGAGUAACCUUCUCAGCAAAUGCUUCCCAUUCAACAGAAGACCUCUAUCUUUGCACACAAAGAAUGCAUAUUUUGAUUUGACUCCUUCCAUGGAUAUUAAUUGGUAUGAUAUAACCUGUAUACAAAAGAGUUUCAUUCAUACAUACAUACAUACAUAUGACCUUGACUGGGCUGGCUUUCAUUACUGUCUGCGAGCCCCGUGCUUUUUCUGGGGCUCUGUCUGUCAUAAUGACCCGUCUUUGGUUCCUGUAUCUUACGGCCAGUCACCAGUUUUGCUACAUGACAGACUAAAAACUGAUGUAACAGGCCACCCCUGUCUUAAGCUGGAAAGAACAACAAAAUGCCACAAUAUCUGGGAAAAAAGUCAAAAACCUUUUUUAAUAAGCAGCAUUAAAAAGAUAAAUAAUUUAUAUCAUAGUAUAACAAAUAAUUUAACUAGAAAGAAAUACAUUUUUCAAUUUUUUGCAUAUUCUCCUGUAAGAAUUCAAGGAAAAAUACAUUUAGAAAUUGUCAUAUGAAAUUCAUUGUAAUCAAACUGAUAUCUAAGUGCAAAAGCAAUUAGUAGGAAACAAAACCUACUGAAGGGCAAGUUCAUGGAAAGCAAAUGGACAUGUUUCCCCAUAUUUAUGAAACAGUUAACUGAUUAGAUCGAUCCCAUUAUUUGCUUAACAAACAUGCAAAAUAAAAAUAAAAAUUACGCACACUGUUACCACACUAACAAUGCAGUCCUAAAUGUAUCUACUUAGGGCAGGUCUCGACCAAUACAUUUUGCUGCCUGAGGCAGUGCAAGCAAAUUGUGCACCUUUGGUCAUGGUGCAUAUGUACUUUAGGCUGGUCAAGUUACUUUGACAUCUGAGGCAGAAAAUCCCACAACCACCUCUUCCUGGGAGUAAAAACACAAUAAUAAAUUAAAUAAUUAUUUGCUGUCCUCUCAUGGCAUCCAAAAUCUGUCAGAGACUGCUGUUUCACUGUGCCUAAUGGCAGGGCUGGCCCUGACUCGGACAGUGGGGCUUUCUCCCAGGGAAGUGUGUAAGGAUUAUAGCUUUUAAUGAUUUUGCUUUUCAGGAGAUAAGCAUUGAACAACUACUAUAAAGCCAAGCUAACAAACCAAACACAUUCAUCAUUUAAUCCUAAUUACUGAUCAUUGUCUCCUAUCGUUAAAAUCUCACAGUGCAUUCAAGAACAUUACUACCCAAUUUCAAACUAACAUUAAAUUGCUCAAGUGUUUUUUGUUUUUUAAAGGAGAAAGUCCUGACCGCACCUGUUCACUGUAGUGUAAAAAGUAUGUUGAUUUUGGAAACGUGAAAACUGUGUAAAAAACGCAUUUGUCACUGUCUUCACUGGGAAAUGAGUGAUGCCAUAAUUGUGCUAUGUAAGCUAUUUCACCUAGUUAAAAAAAAAACCAACAACAACCACCCCAUGAUGUUUUGACAGGUUAUUGUUUUCAGGUGUCAUUUUACAGUAGAAUAAAAGACGCCUGAUGCUGAUUCACUGAAGAACUGCAACAUAUAUAGCAGGCACGUCCAACUCCCAAGAGACUGCGAUAUACUCCUAGUAUAAAAAAAAACACCUGCCAGUGAUCUACCCAUUGUCAUUGGAGGGAGGAGGAGUGUGCGUGGGGUGGGUGGGUGGGAGGGGGUGGGUGGGUUGCCCAAAGUUGUUGAGCUUUUUGGGGGGUAGGAUUGCAGAGCUGUUGAGCUUUUGGGGAUGAUCUCGCAAUCUACCAGGAUCAGCCAGGGAUCUACCGGUAGAUCAUGAUCUACUGGUUGGACAUGCCUGAUAUAUAGGCUGGUGCUUUGUGGCCAUGUACAUGUUGGUUUACAAGUAAAUAUUCUUUAAGCAGAACAGCACAUGCAAAUGUUUAUUAAUGGAGAAUUAAUGGAAUUAAUGGAGAAAGGAAUUUUGGUGGUCUCCAUAUGAGAUUCUAGUACUCUGCUCUUAAGCCUUUUAAAACAGACAGAAGCUGCUACCUAUACUUGAUCCUAGAUACUAUACCUACAUUUAUUAAAUAUGGAGCCACAAGAGAAGGUCAGCUCAAUACAAGAUUUCUAUAGACUUGGUCUUGUGAAAUGAUUCAGCUGCCUGCAGCUCCAUGUACAUGUUACUCAUGCGUAAGGCAUACUCUAGUACAGACCAGAGCAUUUUUAAGAACUGUGCAUUGAGUGAGGUUGUCAGUACAAACAUACAUAAUUUUAUUUGUAUGCUGCCUUUCCACAGUUCUUACCAUACUCAAGGCGCCUUACAACAUGAAAAAAUGUAACAAAAGGAGUAAUAAACAAUAAAGAAAAUAUUAAAAUGUACAAGCAGGACAAACAAUUUUCACAUAAAUCACAGGAUCUAAAAUAGGACCACGGCAACAACUCUCCCCAACAAAAACCCCAAAACAGCACCCCAGCCACAGUCUGCACAGGAAGAGCAACACGCCCCCUUGUCUGUAAGGCUUUGUGUAUUUUGGACACUUGGAUGUUUGGGCGUCCUAACUGCAUGGAGGCCCUACACAUGAGGAGGUGCUUGGGCGUUGGCCUUCUUUUACCAACAACCACACUUUAUGUGUGGUUGUUAAAAAUAAAGCUGGCUUUUUUAAAAAUGCUCUGGUCCAUAUGCAUGCAUUCUCUACACGUGAGUAACAUGCGCACAGGGUUUGCACAGCCUGGCAGAACAAUCAAGAAAUGACAUACUGGUAGACUGAAUGUUUAGUUGAAAAAACGGUUGGGGAAAGGUUUCUUUCCUCAAGAGAUGCCUCAAAAUGGUCAAAUAUACUAAUUUCUGAUCGCUGUAGAAACCCAAAAUGUGCAAAGUGCUGAUAAAAACAAUAAUGGAAGUCUCAGCAAUUAGCAACCAAAGUCCCAUUAGAGGAGCACCACCGAGAGCUGGAGGCAUGUUCUAGAUGUGCCUACACACGACAUUCUUCCUGGGUUAUUGAUAAACAAAGAAGUUGAUGAAGUGUGUCACAGCUGCACAUGGUUGACAGUAAAUUAGAAACAUGCACGGAAGUAGACAUUUCAGUGAAGUGCAUGCAGGCAACAGAAAUGCUGAGCCCUUAUUUGAAAGAGCAGAACGUUUGAGGCAGCACUCAUGGCUAAGACUGCAAGAAACUGUAGGCUAUCCUCUUGCCACAGGCAGCAAAACCAUGACCACCACUUUUCUCCUAUGCAGCACAGAGGUGUUAGUGAAGAUCGCAGCUACUUUAAAAUGCCACAUAAACUGGCACACUUACUAUGAUGCCCACAGCUUUCCAGGGAAGAGGCCAUGGCUGCAUAAUGAGAGCUAAGUACUGGUUAACGUAAGUUGUGUGGAGACACAACAUGGUCUAAACUCUCAGGAAGGACCAUGAAUUUUCUGGGUGGUGAAAUGAUACUCUGACUAUAGAAAGGUUUUUAGUUUUCCUAAGUUUAUCUAACUCCAUUAACACCUUGCCUGGUGUGCCACAAGGCCUAGUUGGACAACAACAGCUGUCUUAUCCAGAGAUUUGAUUGGUUUGUUUUUACUGAGUGUACAGACAAAAAUAUUUGCUUGGGUGUUUAGAGCAGUUUAGCAGCUACUGUAUGUAUUUUAGAUGCUUUUGUUUAAUACAAUUUGCCUCUCAUUUCCAGGUAUAAGAUAACUGGCAAACUACUUCUGGUAGAUGCAAUGCACUUAAUUCUACAAUAUUUGUAUGCAGGAAACUACAAACCUAUAAUAGGAGUAAGAUUUUGAACAUUAUGGAUAUAGGAACUAUAAGAACUGAAAGAUGCAAUGAAUCUGGGUUUCUUAACAGUGUUCAAUGUCCAUCUGUUAACUAUGAUUUUGAUUCAUAAGUGAAAACUAUGACACUCAGGAUUUUAGCCAGCUUCUGCCCAUGGCCGAAAAGUGCCUUACGUAGUAUGAGUACCACUGGUGAAACCAUGGUGGAAGGUCAGAUUUGCCUUCCUUGUUUUAGAACUGGGGUGCUGCUUUAAUCUGCCUCCCUGAGCAAGUAUUUAUUUUAUUUCAUCCAGGAAGACAGAUGAAGCCAGGUGGGGACAGAAUUAAGCAACAAAAUGGCAACCAAGCAGAAGUUGCAUGAAACUGCAUCCAUAUGAAACAGCAUCCGUAUGGUCAGUUCUUUGCAUGAGCCAGCUCACUAUGCUGCCUGUCUUAAAGUGGCACAAAACAUCCCUGGCAGAUGGUUCUUGUAGAAAUUACAGUCCACGUGGUGAACCACCACACAUUAAGAGCCCUCUGCGUGGAGCAGCUUCCAAGCAAAAUCAGACCAUUUUAUGUUAAGGCAUAAAAAUGAAUUCCAGGUUCUCUCUGCAGUGAAAAUGGAACCAGGAUUAAUGACAGGUUUGGUGCUAAGUAUGAAGCUUGCAGAAGCAUGAAGAAAGAGUGGCUGGGGAAACCCAGCCAGGUGGGCAGGGUAUAAAUAAUAAAAUUAUUAUUAUUUAUUAAAUAUCAGCUGAAAGGAAAUUAGGUGAGAAAUUAAGCCAUUUAUAUAGAUAGCAGUGCAAAACCUAGAUGGAUUGUAUGAUGUCUGAACAGGUAGAUUAUUUUAAAGGAAACAGGUCUCAUUUACUUUUUUUCCAUAAGGAAUUCAGUGGCAUUGAAAGCCAUGCCUUGGAAGCAUCAGCUUGCUAUUGCCAACUUCUCUGACUGAUCCUGCCAACAGCAAAACAAUACUCAAGGGGACACUGCUGACAAGAUCCUGUUAUAAGGCAGAACUACUGAGUUUUUGCUUUUCAAAAGUAUCUAAGUACAGCUGUUAUGGGUAAGAUGGAUAAAAUAGUCCUUAUAUAAAAUUUGUUUGGGCUACUGAGGUAUAGCUAUGUGAGUAUGAAUCCAUUGGGGACUUUUCCUGUAGAAGCCUCUUUGAAACGAAUGGAAAUUGCAUAAACUCUUGUGCAUUUUUUUAAGGCUGUUAUUCUGUAGCCACCUACCUAGGAGUAAAGCCCAAUGAAUCAAUGGAAAAACUUAUGAGUAGACAUGCACAGAAUUGCAUUGCUGAAUGACUGAAAAUGGUGCCCUAAUUAGGGAACAGCUUAAAAAAUAACUAAUUUUAGUACAGAACUUUUAAAAAGCACCAUUGGCAUUCCCCAUGAAACAGAAGGAGGAAUGUGUCUUUUAUGAUGAUAUCUCCUACAACAUAUUUGUAUAUAACCUAAUAACCAAGAGAAUCUACCUUUUCUUUUAAAAAUUGUGCCUCUUCGGCAUAUGCAGAUAUAUGCAAACAGUGAUCUAUUAAAAGCAAUACAAUUAAUUAACAGUGCAGUUCUAAACAUUUGUGCUCAGUUCUACUAUUUUUAAUGGGACUUACAGCCUGGUGAAUGCACAAGACUGUAGCUGAAGACCCUUUUAAUCAGGUGGUAGCUCAAAAUUUCAUAAGUCUUGCAGAGAAGUCCCCAGUACAUUUGGGACAAGCCUUUUGGCUGCACAUACAUCCUCAAUGAACAACAUCAAAAUGCGGCUCAACACCCUGGCUUGGUCCAAAUCUGUUAACCAGAUCUGUUAAUUAAGGAAAGACUUCCUGGUUGGUUGGAUUGCUUGUGUGAAGAGACUACAUAGAUGGCCAAAAGGCUCACUUAUAUCUUUUCUUAUUAAGGUGAGUUAUGUUCAUCUUUCCUUUUCUAAAACUGAUUUGUGGCUGCAUCUAUCAGUAGAAGUGCAUUUCUGUGAUUACCUAAAUAAAGCUCAGUCUAUCAGUUUUGGUGAGCUUUCAGUCCUAAACAAGGCAUCAAUAUAAAAUAAUAUCGAAAUAAAUUUUGAUGUACUGCAUAAUUUAAGAAAAAACCCCAAUACGAUAAUUCAGUAAAAACUUCCCUGCUGCUACAG